This is a messenger RNA of Raphanus sativus (radish), 1780 nucleotides long. Its product is annotated as protein tesmin/TSO1-like CXC 4. The record is from RefSeq and is a predicted model, not a curated record. Gene Ontology annotation, molecular function: DNA-binding transcription factor activity. NCBI's taxonomy places the organism in Eukaryota, Viridiplantae, Streptophyta, Magnoliopsida, Brassicales, Brassicaceae.
UCUUCAUCUUCGUUGGGCUUUGUUUGUUCCGGAACCAGUCACAGUUUCCUCCGAAGGCUAACUGGAGUAAUACCCGGCGAUAAACAAUUCGCGGGAGAUGGACACGCCGGAUAAGAACCGCAUCUCCGCCGUUUCGUACCGUAACUUCGAGGAUUCUCCAGUUUUUCAGUAUAUUAAUGGUCUUUCCCCAAUAGAAGCAAUGAAGGCUGAUCAUGUCUUUCACUCAUUGGCUCUUGCAUCUCCUUCUUCAUCUCUGUUUAGUUCACCGCAGAUAGAAGAAUCUUACCGUGAUUCCAGGUUUCUCAUUAAAAGGCAUCAUCAUUCUCUUGAUCUGUCUAGUCCAAUAGCCGUCCUUGGUGAGACUGUAAAGAACACGCCAGAUAUUCUGAAGCGUUGUCAGGUUAAGUUUGCAAUUGAGUUGGCGAGUUCUUUGAGGAAUGGAAAUGAUCAAAUGACUACGUCUUCUGAUGAAGUAGUACCAAUGGAUGAUGAAAAUGAAAUAGCAAUAAGGCAAUCUGAUGGGUUAUGUGGACAGCCUAAUGAACUUGAUGAUUCAGAUGGGGUAUUUCGAACCGAAGAAAUGGAAACUGAGAAUGGGUAUGGUGAGCAAGAGAUACCAAAUGCAAAGGAUCCAAGAAUUAACUCUUUUACUUCGGUGCCUCAGCAGUUUUCCACUAACUCAAGGAAUGUAGUACAGUCUCGCAGUGUGCAAGUGGCUGGUGGAGCUCCAGACACCACUCUCACCAGUUCAUCGGACGUUGCCGCUGUUGGUUCGACUGCCAAAGCUGAAGAUAAGGAAGAAACAGGCCAACAGCUCAGUCGCAAGCAACGGAGUGUACGCAGACGCUGCCUGACUUUUGACGCGGGAGGAUCUUACAAAAGGGUACCUUUGCGUGAUUCCACAAACGACCUUCCCCUUGAUUUCACAUCUAUCAUCAACGAAGCUUCUAGUCCUCAAAAGUGUGUAGACUCCAGCAAACAAGAGACCGAUGAGAUUGUACCCAUACCACGGACUAUUGGCCUGCACUUGAAAGCUCUCGUGAACCCCUCAGCCUCAAGUAACCGAAAUAAAUCAACUUCCAUAGAUGGCUGUGUUUUAUCUCAUGCUGAAGAAGAGUUCGCAACUCCUGUUUCCACAAUAAACGAUUUGGUUUCCUGUGAUAUCCAAAUCAUGGAGGAGGCUUCUGAGAAAUCUAUGGAAGGAGAGUGGGUUGAGGAGCAUGGCAGCUGUAAGCGCUGUCGAUGUAAGAAAUCAAAAUGCUUGAAGCUGUACUGUGAUUGUUUCGCUGCUGGUCUAUACUGUGUCGAACCUUGUUCGUGUCAAAACUGUUUCAAUAGACCAAUCCAUGAAGAUGUAGUUAUGAAAACUCGUCGAAAUGUUGAAGCUCGCAACCCAUUAGCUUUCGCUCCAAAAGUUGUCUUGACUUCUGACUCUGCUACAUAUUUUGGGGAGGAGAGCAACACGACUCCUGCUUCAGCAAGACACAUGAGAGGAUGCAACUGCAAGAAAUCAGGAUGUUUAAAGAAGUAUUGUGAAUGCUACUUGAUGGGCGUUGGAUGCUCGGCGAGCUGCAGGUGCAUAGGUUGCAAAAACGUUAUCUGUCACACAAAUGAGCAAUUCCACUUUCCAUGUGGGUUAGAGCCUGAUGCGGUUACAAUCAACGAAGAAUCUAAAGAUCGUCUAUCUUAUUAAAACAGAAACAUUAAAACUUAUUCUAGGUAGAUUUUAAAGUUGGACCUUAUGUAAUUAAUGCUAUAUUAAUCUACUUAUUAUUAGACA